AUGUCUUAUCAGUACCCGCCUAAUCAACAAGCACCCUACGGCUAUCCUCAGGGUGCCCCUCCCCAGGGUCCUCCCCAGGGCUAUCAACAGCCUCCAUACCCUCAGCAACAAUACGGUGCUCCUCAGGGUGCUCCCCAUGGUGCCCCUCCCCCGCAGGGCUAUGGCCAGCCUCCUCCUCAACAGCAGGGAUACUACGGCGCUCCUUCACCUCAACCUCCUGCUCCAUACGGUGCCCCUCCUGCUCAUCAUGGCGGGUAUCCUCCCCAGCACCAGCAGCAGCAGCCAUAUGGGCAAGCUCCGCCGGGCCAGCAAUAUCCCCCUCCACACGGCCAGCCGCCACAAGGCUAUGCCCCUCCUCCCCAGGGACCACCUCACGGCGCCCCAGCCGGCGCUCCCAUGCACGGCGCGCCCGCUCAGUACGGUGCGCCCAUGGGAGCUCCAGCUCCUCCAUCGCUGGGCUACGUCCCCGGUCAAGUAGCACCGGGCGACUUCCGAGCAGAAGCGGAUGCCCUCCGCAAAGCGAUGAAGGGCUUCGGCACGGACGAAAAGGUCCUAAUCAAAGUCCUUUCGCGCCUGGAUCCUCUCCAGAUGGCCGGCGUCCGCGCCACAUACACCAAGUACAUCGGCCGUGACUUGUACAAGGACGUCGAGUCCGAGACGGGCGGGUACCUGGAACAAGGUCUUCUCGCCGUGAUCGAGGGCCCCCUCAUGUACGACGUGGCAUGUGCGCGGGAAGCCGUCAAGGGCGCCGGAACAAAGGAAUGGCUCCUGAACGACAUCCUCCUCGGCCGAUCCAACGCCGAUCUCCACGCUAUCCAGGCAGCCUACCAGCGCACCUACCACCGCCAACUUUCCCAAGACGUCCAAGACGACCUCUCCUUCAAAACAGCCGAGCUCUUCAAGAACGUCCUCCGCGCCGCCCGAAACGAAGACUCCGUCCCGCUAAACCCGCACGCCAUCGAAGCCGAAGUGCGCACCCUGCACGACUCGACCGCCGCCCGGGUGGUCAACAACAUCUCCGAAGUAACGGGUAUUUUCGCACGCUCGUCAAACGCUGAGCUACGCGAGAUAGACCGUGCGUUCCAAGCGCGUUACCACACUCCGCUGGAUAAACAUGUUGAGAAGGAAUUCUCUGGACAUAUGGAAGAUGCGUUGUUGCAUAUGUUGCGGACGGCGACGGAUCCGGCGAUGCGGGAUGCGAUUUUGUUGGAGGAGUGUAUGGCUGGCAUGGGGACGAAGGAUGAGAAGUUGGUUGUUAGGGUUGUGAGGGUUCAUUGGGAUCGGCAGCAUAAGGAGAUGGUUAAGAGGGCGUAUAGGCAUCGCUUUGGGAAGGAUUUGAUUACUCGCGUGCGGGAGGAGACGUCGGGGGAUUAUGAGAAGUUGAUGGUUGCGUUGUUGGAGUAA
Penicillium subrubescens is the source of this 1404-nucleotide messenger RNA. Its product is annotated as annexin. The transcript is spliced from 2 exons. Bases 1 to 1404 code for a protein of 467 amino acids. The record is from RefSeq and is a predicted model, not a curated record. Gene Ontology annotation, molecular function: calcium ion binding; calcium-dependent phospholipid binding. Gene Ontology annotation, cellular component: cytoplasm. NCBI's taxonomy places the organism in Eukaryota, Fungi, Ascomycota, Eurotiomycetes, Eurotiales, Aspergillaceae.